This is a messenger RNA of [Candida] anglica, 2010 nucleotides long. The record is from the annotation of a GenBank genome assembly. Lineage: Eukaryota; Fungi; Ascomycota; Pichiomycetes; Serinales; Debaryomycetaceae.
CAAAGAGGGUAAAUGACGUCGAGAGAAAUAGAAGUCACAAUUGGUCCGAAUGGACUUAAGGGAACUCUUACGGUACCACCUGCUGUUGAUGUUGAAAAUGCUCUUGGACUUGGAUAUGCUCCUGCAACGACCAAGGCUGCAUUGAUUUUGCACGGUCAAUCUGGUCAUAGAAACUAUUGCUACCAGAAAGCAUUAGCUCAUUCACUAGCGCAAGAGUUAGGUAUGUACACACUUCGAAUCGAUUUCCGUGGGUGUGGAGAAUCACCUGAUGGUCCGGACCCAAAAAUGUUGGGAAGGAUCAUACAACAUGAUGUAGAAGAUAUUCAACAUUGUGCUGAGUUCUUGAUUGAUGCAGAAAAAAAUCCUGUGGAUAUAGCAUUCACAUUGUCUGCAAUUAUUGGCCACUCUCGUGGAUCUUUGGCAAUGUUUUUAUGGGCAGUUGAACAGAACCGAUUGUUGAGAUCAACUGAAAGUUCCAGUUCUGCCAUUAUAGUCCCUAGUUUAGUAAACUGCCUGGCGCGGUUCAGACUGAAGACUGUUCUUGACCGUUACCCAGCAAUUGAUGAUGAGUUUAUAGGGGUAGAACAGACUUGUCUUAGAUACGGGAAGUUUGAAAGAACUUGGGUUCCAAAGGCCGAGCUUUUAUCCUUGGCGACACCUGAUGUGAGUGCUAUUUCUGAGCUUUCUCGCGAAAUGUCGGUCUUGAGUAUUUAUGGUCUUAAUGACCAUAUUGUACCCGUUGAAGAUUCAGCACACUAUGCCAACCAUUUGAAUCGAGGGAUCAAAUCUCAUGAAUUGGUUUUAAUCCCUCAUGCAGACCAUAACUUCUAUGGUACUGACGAGGUUAUUACUGAACUCGAUCAUGAAGAAUUCAAUUCAGAAGGUUUACCAUUGACCAAAAAGAAUUUAGUGAACUUCAACCCUAAAGUGGUAAAACUAAUUGUUGAUUAUCUCAGCCCAGAUAAAGAGUUUGAACGAUUUUUAAGUUCCAGUUCAUCAAUUGGUCACGUCCCUCGUUGGAAACAUGUAGAAGGGAUUUCCAACUUUAGGGAUGUUGGGGGAUGGAAUGUUAUACUGGUUCCAAGGGGGUUGAUUCUCCCAGAAAACAUCAAAUCUCCAGUUGAAGGACUUGGUCAACUUUAUGUAAAGCCUCAAAUAGCAUUUAGAUGUGCGAAUAUGGCUAAUGUAACUGAUCUUGGACUUCAAGAACUUCAAGAUUUACAAGUAAAGGUAAUAUUUGAUCUUCGAUCUGAUGGUGAAUGUAAUAAAGAUGGAAUUCCACAAAACUUAUCUCAAUAUGGAAUUCGUAGAGUACAUGCUCCAGUAUUCACUCAAACAGACUAUUCACCUCAGGCUAUUGCUAUGCGCUAUACUAAUCUUAUGACCAGCUGGUAUACUUAUGUUCAAGUAUAUGACAAGCUAUUAGGAGAUGCUACCAGUACAUUCAGACUGAUUUUUGAAUACAUUAGAGAUGAAGUACCAAAGGGCGGAAGCUUUGUAUUUCAUUGCACGGCAGGAAAGGAUAGAACAGGUAUAUUAGCAAUGCUUAUGCUUCUUCUUUGUGGAGUUGAUAAACAUACAGUAGCACGUGAAUAUGAGCUAACCACAUAUGGAUUAAAACCUGAUCAUGAAUCAAUUAAACAUAAAUUUGUUUCAACGAUAGAGAAGGUUAAGUCGAAGUUGGCAGCAGUUGGUCAAUCUUCAAACUACGAAGAAUCUAUUCGUCAAGGCCGGAAGAACUGGACCAUUGAAGAAGAUGGAUUUAACAAUUUAAUCAGUCUGAGAUACGAAGCUAUGCUAUCAACGAUUGAGUUAUUCAACAGCAAAUAUGGAGGAAUAGUGAAUUACAUGAAGAACUAUUUAGGAUUUAGUGAUGAAGAUUUGACAAAGAUUUAUUCAGUUUUAGUCCAUGCUGACGUAGCAGAUGGAUUUGCUGAUCGUGCAUUUGUCAAAUGGGACCAUAGACCAGGUCAAUCCAAGAUUUAGAAAUAUACAUAUCAUUUAUAUUUA